Messenger RNA from Cyphellophora attinorum, 2499 nucleotides. RefSeq lists its product as uncharacterized. The record is from RefSeq and is a predicted model, not a curated record. Lineage: Eukaryota; Fungi; Ascomycota; Eurotiomycetes; Chaetothyriales; Cyphellophoraceae. The coding region runs from base 1 to 2499 and encodes 832 amino acids. The transcript is spliced from 2 exons.
AUGCUCACCAAGCUAGGCAUGAGGGCGAAGGCUCGCCUGGGUCGCGACAGUAGAAGUCCUCGGCCUCAGAACAGCAGUCCGUACGCGUCUCUCCUCGAUGUGCUGAAGCCCGCUUCGCUCCCACGCAGAGUCCUGAACAAGUUAACGAAGCUGACGAGAAGAGCUAGGAACGAAGACCCCGAAGCCGAAGUCGAGAUCGAAGUGCAAGAUCAAGCGCACGUCCAGAUUCCGGAACAAGUCGUUGCCGAGUCGGUCGUGGAGGGUUGCGAGUCUUCGAAUUGCAGUCCAACAAAGCAGCCCCAGAGUGAUCUCAUUGAGGCUGCUGCAGAGCCGUCACUUAAGCGCCUCUCGCCUGCCAGCUCUCUGCUAACAUCAAAUGAAGGCAUGCUUUGGCUUGCAUUUCAACAGUCGACCGAGCACUCAGGCAAUGCACUAUCACCGAUCACUGUCUCCGCGGAUGAUCGUGCUGAUCCAGCCCCAGAUUGGCGAGAACCUGGUCACAUACCUGCAGAGCAUUCAGACCGAAUGACUGUGCACUCCAGUUCAUCGAGCUGGGAGACUUUCACAAACAGCAGCACAUCACCAGGGCGUGAAACACCCGCCAAGAGUGAAGCUGCCGCGGUGACAAGUGAUGAAGCAAGGGCCUAUAUCAUGGUAAUGAUGCACCUUGGCAACCAGAACGACCUCCGCUCGUCGAUCGAUACCUCUUCACCUUCCAGCGACCUAUCUACAGUUGUGCCUGCACGAACGCCUCGUUCUCCAGAACUGCAGAGGCUAUUCACGAUAGGCGCGAUUUCGUUUGAGGAGGCAGUCGUCAACAUUCGUGCUGCAACUGCAAACGCACUGCUCAGCCAGAGUCUCGUACCGGCCAUGGGGAGAGAGACAUCGACGGAAGCCUUCGAUGAGCGUCCACCACCGCUGGUGAUGCCGAGAAGACGCGGCAUGGAAUCUGAACAGACUCCAACUGAUGCUGUCCUUGUUUCCGGCAAUGCACUAAUUACUCCAACUGGUGCAGACGCGGCACAACCACAAGCGUUGAACGUGAAUAGACAUCGUAACUGGGACUCUCUAUCAACGACUGUCUCAGAACUCCAUCCGAUCUGGGCAAACCAUGGCUUACAGCAACCUCAAGCACUGGCUCAGGUCCCUGCUUCGACAGCAUCUCAAGCUUCAGCACCAGCACAGCCAGCAGAAUUGCCCGGAUCUGAGCAGACCGCAGCGCCACAAUCUACUCGCACGAAGAUUCCAGUUCAAGAACGAAGAUGGGCCGACAUGUCCAGCAAUAUCUCGGUCCUCAGUCCUGGCUUCCCUAAGCGAGGUCUUCCUCAACACCAAGAGUCACCCACUCCGGCUGGCCGUAACCGUCAAGAGGUUCCGCUUCCUUCCACCUUAGGAACAGAGUCAACCUCAACGCGAGGCCGUGUGCUACACGUGAACCGUCGUGGAGGACUUGGUACUGCACGUGGUCAUCAUACCCGUGGCGACUCCAACGCUACUGCCAACAAUGCAUUCUUCAAUGACACUCGAGCUCAGCGGCCGGACUCGCAUCCAGGUCCAGUACAUCUUGGUCAUGAUACAGGAGUUCAGGUGCCAAUCGAGCAAGCAUCUCGGAUCCGACCUCAUCCGUUUCGCCGCGCAGUCCACCGGCCCUCCAGCACUCCUCAGGACGUUGCCCACUCUACCUUUCCAAACGGCCUCGCCAAUAUUCAGCCCCCACCCCUUCCAUGGCGACGUCCAAAUCCUCCAGGCUAUUGGAAUCCACCGUCCUUCAACGUCGCCUUUCAUGAUACGACUCGAGACCGUGCACGCAACAUCACACCCGAUCGUCACAGUUACUCUUCGGUAGGCUCCUCCCCACUCAGCAACCACUUCGUCGAUGCAACGACCCCCUUCGAGCCCCGCCCACCGAGCCCACCUCUCCCCACAAACGUCGUGGAGAAUCUCGAAGCACGUGUGCAAGACUUCCGAGGGUUUUUCGAAGGGCUCCAGCAGCAGAGAGAUGCGCUGAGGACUCGCGAGCAGGAGAUUGCGGCUGAGAAAGCGGCGAUGGAGACGGAGUUGAGGGAGUUGGAUGUGGCGAUUGCGAGGGAGGAUCGCCGACAGGUGGCGCUGUACGAGGAGUGUAUGGCGGAGGGUGUCAAUGCUGAUGCGUUGAUUGCUAGGGCGGAGCGGGAGGUGCUGGAUGUGGAGGAGGAGGCCGAGGGCGGGAACGGUGACACGGGCGAGGCCGGUGGUGGCCAGCGUGGAAACCGAGAUGAGGACGACGCCGAGCUUGGAGAUGACGUUCUUGCAGCCGAUCGGGAGUUCAACAGCGAGCUUGAAGUUCGCAGUCAGAGUUCCGGGAUGGGAGCGACUGAAGGAUUCAUGAACUUGAAUGUGCAUCGUUGGCUUGAGGCGCGUUCCACGAGUGUCGCCGUGGCUGACGGGGAGGUGCUGGAGUCCCCUGCCGUUAGGGAGGCCACGCGUCUGCUUCGAGUGUCCUCUGUACAUGAAAACUAA